Messenger RNA from Peniophora sp. CBMAI 1063, 429 nucleotides. The record is from the annotation of a GenBank genome assembly. NCBI's taxonomy places the organism in Eukaryota, Fungi, Basidiomycota, Agaricomycetes, Russulales, Peniophoraceae.
AUGUCGACCUUAUCAUCGUCAUCACCGUACCAUCUACUCGGAUGGAUAGAUCUAUUCACCCAUCUAGAUGUGUACUAUACCGGGCUGAGGCAUCUUACGGACGGCCCAGCCCUUUUCAAACGUCACCCGUCGGUCCAUCGAUUGCAGGGUGGCUUGUACUGUGAUCUAGAGUGGAACGGCACACAGAAAGGAGAGUGGAAAAAAAUCUGUAGGUUUCAUUAUCGUUGCACGUACAACGUCGGGCACUAUGCCGUGGAGCGAUACAAUAAUCAAGAUAGCCCCCGGGUAUCUAUCAAUAACGCUGAAAUUGCAAUGGGUGCCGUGUGCCCUAUAGAAGGCGGACAGAAGAUCUCAGUCCGAUGGGGAGAUAGACCCAAUGAAAUCGAAUAUCAUUUCGAGUUCCAACGAUGGGAGUUGUCGUCAAUCUGA